AUGGCUACAAUUCUCAUCACCGGUGCCACUGGCAAACAAGGCGGUGCUUUGAUCAAAAAUCUCAUCGAGAAAAAGGCGCCCUUCAAGAUCCUCGCUCUCACCCGCGACCCGCAAUCAGCCUCUGCGCAAAAGCUCGUCAAGGAGUCGAAGAAUAUUACUCUUGUACAAGGCGAUUUGGACAAUCCGAGUGAGAUUUUCAAGAAUGCACAAGCUCAGACAUCGGAGCCGAUUUGGGGUGUAUUCAGCGUUCAGGUCGCUAUUGGAAACACAUCCGCUGAAGACGUCCAGGGCAAGAACCUGAUCGACGAAGCGCUCAAAAACGGCGUCAAAUACUUCGUCUAUAGUUCUGCCGAUCGCCACGGCGAAAAGUCACUCGACAACCCGACUAAUAUCCCCCACUUCAUUCACAAGCAUAAUAUCGAGAAGCACCUCAUCGAAAAGACCAAAGACGGGCAAAUGAAUUGGACGAUUCUGCGCCCGACCGGCUUCUAUGAUAAUCUCACCCCAGACUUCAUGGGCAAAGUGUUCACGACAUCCUUCAAGGUGUCGCUGAAGAGGAAGCCGUUGCAGAUGAUCGCUAGCAGUGAUAUUGGUGCGGUUGCGGCACAGGUCUUCCUCAAUGCGAGGGAUUAUAAGGGUCGUGCGAUCUCGUUGGCUGGCGAUGAGUUGACCUACGAUCAGUUCGCGCAGAUCUUCAAGGAGAAGACUGGUCAGAACCUGCCGACCACGUUUAGCCUCGUUUCUACGGUUAUGAUGUUUAUUAUUAAAGACUUUGGAUCCAUGUAUAAGUGGUUUUAUGAUGAAGGAUUUGCGGCGGAUAUUGAGGAGGUGAGGAAGAUUCAUCCUGGAUUGAAGGACUUUGGGACUUGGUUGGAGACGGAGAGCAAGUUUGAAACGAAAUGA
Molecule: messenger RNA, 903 nt
Organism: Penicillium daleae
Lineage: Eukaryota; Fungi; Ascomycota; Eurotiomycetes; Eurotiales; Aspergillaceae
Exons: 2
Coding region: 1-903 (300 amino acids)
Source: RefSeq, a predicted model, not a curated record